CAAGUUCUGAAAAUGGAUAAAAUAGCCAAAGACUUAUCAAUUGUAGCUAUAAUCAACUCGGGCUACAUGGUAAUUGUCCUGAUGUGGAUUAACGGUGCGGAAGAGAUCCCCAUUGUGGGGCUGCAUGAUGAGGUUCUUGGUUCGUAUCCGGCUGCGGGUCGUGGGCUCUCCUCCCCCAUUUGUCCUACAUCAUUCAAUGAAGUUAGAACAGUUAAUGACGAUGAAGCAAAUUACGGUCAAAAAAAAGGUGGUGCUUACGUAAAGAUUAGACAAUAUGAUGAUAAUGAAAUGAUUGCUGAAAUGAAUAAUAUUCAUCUAAUGAAUGCGAGUUCUGUGUCAAUUGUGUAUGGAUGUAUGGACCUCUUACAGCUUAAGUAA
Racocetra persica is the source of this 378-nucleotide messenger RNA. Lineage: Eukaryota; Fungi; Glomeromycota; Glomeromycetes; Diversisporales; Gigasporaceae. The record is from the annotation of a GenBank genome assembly.